ACGCGCGCGCGCACACACACACACACACACACACACACGCACACACACACAGCUGACUUGGCAGCUGUGAGGAUGGGGGUGGGGGGACUCAUUGCUUGUUAAGCCAAAUCAAGUGCCUGCAUGUCUCAGGCUGGAUUGAAGCCUCCAGCGUGUUUGGAGUUAAUUCCCAUUAGGUUGGACUCCGCCCCUCUCUCCCAAAGGUAAAGCAGGGUUUUCAGGCAACCCUGCAAAGAGCAGCUGGGAUUCCCAUCCCCUUCUGACAAGCUGUAAGGAGAAGUUGUUUCUCAGAUCUGAGUUUGAAGAGAGGAAACAAGUCAAUCAGCCUUCGUGGCCAGAAGAGAAACCUGGGACCAUGAGGAGCAGCCUGACACUGGUGGGGACCCUCUGGGCCUUCCUGUCCCUUGUUACCGCUAUGGCCAGUUCUACCAGUUACUUCCUGCCAUACUGGCUCUUUGGAUCCCAGCUGGGGAAGCCAGUGUCAUUCAGCACAUUCCGGAGGUGCAACUACCCGGUGCGGGGAGAGGGGCACAGUCUGAUCAUGGUGGAAGAAUGUGGGCGCUAUGCCAGCUUCAGUGCCAUCCCAAGCCUUGCCUGGCAAAUGUGCACAGUGGUGACAGGUGUUGGCUGUGCUCUCCUGCUCCUGGUGGCCAUGACUGCAGUCCUGGGCUGCUGCAUGGAGGAGCUUAUCUCCAGAAUGAUGGGACGUUGCAUGGGAGCAGCACAGUUCGUGGGAGGGCUGCUGAUAAGCUCAGGCUGUGCAUUAUACCCCUUAGGAUGGAAUAGCCCGGAAGUAAUGCAAACAUGUGGGAAUAUCUCCAAUCAAUUUCAGUUAGGUACCUGUAGGCUUGGUUGGGCCUAUUACUGUGCUGGAGGUGGAGCAGCUGCAGCCAUGUUGAUCUGUACCUGGCUCUCUUGCUUUGCUGGAAGAAACCCCAAACCUGUAAUGUUGGUGGAGAGCAUCAUGAGGAACACCAAUUCUUAUGCCAUGGAGCUUGACUACUGCCUCAAGCCUUGAGCUUUGGUGGAAGAUUGGAAAGGGUGGGAAAGAGGAAGGAAGGGAGCCUUGAAAAGAGGUACUAAGACUAGACCAGUUGCCACCCACCUGUCAGCAGUGUAGCCUAGAGUUGCAUGCUUUUUAACUCACCAGUCAUUCAUUUUCACUUUCCCUUAAGCCAGUGGGUCAGUGACUACUUACAAAAUUCAUCAAGAUAUAUGAUUUUCUCCAAUGUUUACCUAGCUGGUGAGUACCCACUAGCCCCCAAGUCCCAAAGUACUCCUUUAUGAAAAAUAAGGAGAAGAUCCUCACUUGAAAUGUAACUGCACAAAGCUAGGUAAGAACACUCGAGCAGGGAGGGACAAGGAGAUGAACAGGGCUGGUUCCUGCCAUUCCAUUCUUAUGGCCCUCCCCCUAGUAUUGAUUACUAUCUAUAACAUGCCACUGAUCAAAUACUUGAGACUUUCUCAGGACUAUACCUUGACUCUUCCUCUUUUAUCUGGCCUCUUUUCCUUUUCUUUUGUGAGAAAGCUUGUGGUGAGGGUAAUUAUCAAUAAGGAAAAUAUUAACCAAGGAUACUUAUUUAGUCUAAGACCCCUUCCUCAUUAUGCUUUAGAAUAUUCAUAAGAGUUCAUUUUGUGUUUUGGCUUGGUGACUGGCAUUAAAAUAU
Myotis lucifugus (little brown bat) is the source of this 1664-nucleotide messenger RNA. It is a transcript of the gene LHFPL1, whose product is annotated as LHFPL tetraspan subfamily member 1. Gene Ontology annotation, cellular component: membrane. NCBI's taxonomy places the organism in Eukaryota, Metazoa, Chordata, Mammalia, Chiroptera, Vespertilionidae. The record is from RefSeq and is a predicted model, not a curated record. The transcript is spliced from 4 exons. The coding region runs from base 353 to 1015 and encodes 220 amino acids.